Molecule: messenger RNA, 801 nt
Organism: Striga hermonthica
Lineage: Eukaryota; Viridiplantae; Streptophyta; Magnoliopsida; Lamiales; Orobanchaceae
Source: the annotation of a GenBank genome assembly
AUGGCAUCGUCGAAGGUGAUGGCUUCGUGGUCGCCGACCAAUUCGGACCGCCCACGUCAUCCCUCACCGCCUCGGUCGAAUCUCGACCCCGAUCCGACCCGGGGUUUCGGCUCCAUGAACUUCGACGACAUACUCAGAAACAUCUGCUCCGAUUCCCAGCCAUUUGCGCUCGACGGCGACGGCGGCGGACUGGGGGAUGGUGUCCGGGAGGAGACGGUCGCCGAGGUCUGGAGGGAUAUGGUGAGCCACGGCGCCGCCGCCGGAGGAGCGGGCGACGGCCCAGCCAUGACUCUGGAGGAUUUUCUGACUAAGGCGGGGGCCGUGGAUGAGGAGGAUGUUAGGGCUCCGGAGAUGGCGGCGUUGCCUCCGCCGCCAGCUGGUGGGUUUGUGAUUGAGGCGGCGGUGAUGAGCCCCGCUGCUGGUGUCCCAGCGGUUCAAUUUGCUCCGGUGGAGCUUGGGAACGGGAUAGCGGCGUCGAGAGGCAGAGGCAGUGGGGGCGGAAGGGGGAAGAGGAAGGCGGCUGUGGAUCCGGUGGCGCUCGACAAGGCCACGCAGCAAAGGCAGAGAAGAAUGAUUAAGAACAGGGAGUCAGCUGCUAGGUCCAGGGAACGAAAGCAGGCUUACACUGUGGAGUUGGAGACAUUGGUGACACAGCUGGAGGAUGAUAAUGCUAGGCUUCUGCAAGAAGAGGCUGAGUUAAACAAGGAGAGAUAUGAGCAGCUUAUGAAGAACAUAAUUCCGGUCACAGAGAAACGUAGACCUUGUAGAGUUCUGAAGAAGGUACUUUCCAUGGAGUGGUAG